Molecule: messenger RNA, 501 nt
Organism: Fusarium keratoplasticum
Lineage: Eukaryota; Fungi; Ascomycota; Sordariomycetes; Hypocreales; Nectriaceae
Exons: 1
Coding region: 1-501 (166 amino acids)
Biological process (GO): translation
Cellular component (GO): ribosome
Molecular function (GO): structural constituent of ribosome
Source: RefSeq, a predicted model, not a curated record
AUGCCCUCCGUUCUCAACAUCGCGAACAUGUGUUCGCACCUCCAAAACGCCUCCAAGGCCCGCCUCGGCAUCACAUCCGUCAAGAACAGCAAGUACAACCUGCAGCUCGCCCUGGCCCUGCACCGCUCCGGCUUCUUCUCGGCCGUCUACCGCGCGGGGCCCAACCCGCCCACUCUCGAGCAGAUGGUCUCGCAGGACCCCGUGCCCGUCACCAACGCAAACGUCGCCACCAUGCGCCUGUGGCUCGGCCUCAAGUACUGGGACGGCAAGCCCGUGCUUUCCAAGGCGAAUACCAUCAGCACCCCGAAGCGCAUGAUGACGGCCAACAUCAAUGAGCUCGCCAGGUUGACGAGGGGGUUCCCGACAAAGGUGGCCGGAGGCGUCGUGCCGGGACUGAACUUGGGAGAGUGUAUGUUUGUCUCAACAUCGCGGGGUGUGCUCGAGGCCCGAGAGGCACUGGCUCGGAAACAAGGCGGCGUGUUAAUGUGCCGGGUGUCAUGA